CGUCAAUUGAAUCGUCGAGGAGAACUCGCUUUGGGCUUGUUCAUGCAAAUGACAAAAAUUUGUACAAACAAUACAUACAUAUAUGAAUAUAUAUAUAUAUGCAUAUAGAGAAACAAAUUCCAAAAGAAGCAAAUGAUUGAACAAGUUUCUUGUGCGUAGCAAGCUUUCUAGAUGUGGUCCCGGUCCAGCUAGCUGACUGAAUAAAAAUGUUUAGUUUGUGCUUAGAACUUGAUGCGGCUAUUACUGAAAUGCGCUAGCUGAACUCGUGGUGAUCAUCAAACAAAAGAACGCGUUAAAUUAGAGUUAUUAACAAAAAAAAAAAAAGACUAAAUUAUGGCCAAGUCAAGGUCAUCUGAAGGGGCUGCCGCGGCUGCGCAGCAGCAUCAGGAGGAGGAGCCCAAAUUGAAUUAUUUUCAAAAACUUUGGCGCUAUCGCAAAUAUAUGGUUAUUGAACCGUUUUUCUUCUUCUACUUCAUGGCAUCUGUAUUUAAUUCGGUGGCCAUGGCCAAUUUCCCACUGGCUAAGGCUUGUCGUGUGAAUCUUGGCUAUAAUCAAAUCGUUUGUGACACUAUGCUGGAUAAAUCUGAGUUGGGCAUUGAUUGUGAUGAAAUGACUUUCGAAAAUACCACAACGGGAGCAAGUCUAGAUCAGGCAAACAUAAUGAUAUCCUCUCCGGGUUUUAAUUAUACCGUUUGCAAGGCAGAAUCCGAGGCUCAGUUUCUAGCCGCUGAUGUUUCGGGCAAACGUGCGCCAAUCGCUGCCAUAUUUCCGUUGCUUGUCCUACUAUUUGCUGGGGGAUGGGCCGAUCGCUAUAAUAAACGUAAACCCUGCAUGAUUGUACCCAUUGUGGGCGAGGCCUUGGGUUUUUUGUGUCAAUUUAUAUCGGCAAUAUUUUUUGACACCGUGCCCAUGGAAUUUGGAGCCUAUUGUGAAGCAAUUGUGCCAGCUCUCUUUGGUGGUCUUACCUUCUGUUUAAUGGCCAUUUACAGUUAUAUUACAAUUGCCACACCGGAGGAGGAUCGAAUUUUCCGUUUUGGCAUCUUUGCCAUGUUUGUUACUGGAGUUCCAUUCCUGGGACAACCGAUAAGUGGUCAACUCUUUACAUAUUUGGGCUAUUCAUUAUCAUUUGCCUCGGCUUUUGUUUUCCAGAUAAUAGCCAUAACCUACAUUAUAUUCUUUAUUCAUGAAAUUAAGCCGAAAACAGAAGCACCAGCACUGCCCACCACUCAGCCACCUAGUCAGAGCCAAGGAGCCGACAAUAUGGCCUACGAGACAACUAAUGUGGAUGAUCAGCUCCAGCAACAAGGCAAUAAGAAUGUUAACUUCCAAUUGAAUGCUCAAAUGGAAGCUCCAAAAGUGGAGGUUACACCGCCGAAGCGUUCCUUUUUUGCUGAACUCUUUGAUCUAACUCUAGUGAUGGAACUCAUCAAAUUCCCAUGGAUCAAGCGUCCAAAUAAAGGACGCCUGCUCUUGAUCCUAUUGAUUUUUGCCUAUUUUCUAACUGUCGGACCAGCUUCUGGUGAGAAUGACUACUGGUAUCGUUUCGUUCUAAAGAAACUUAAUUGGAAUGGCGACAAAUUCAGUAUCUAUCUGACGCUGUCCAGUGGUGCCGCUUUGGUGGGCACCUUUAUUGGUACUGCCAUAUUGAGUAAACUACUCAAAUUCGCCGAUUCCACAAUUGGUUUGCUCUCUGCCGUAGCAAUAGUGUGUUCCCGUGUCUUGUUUGCCUUUUCCACAGAUACGGCUUCAUUUUACGUGGGUGGUGUGGUCGAAAUGUUUGUUAGUUUACGUGUUAUUGCAAUUAAAACGAUCGGUUCCAGCAUAGUUGCCGGCGAUGAAUUAAGUAAAAUGUAUGCCAUCUUUGGCAUAAGUGAGCCCAUUGGACAAUUCAUCUUUCCAAUAUUCUACAGUGAGAUCUAUAAAAGCACUGUCGACACAUUUCCAGGAGCAUUUUUCUUGUUCAGUGAAAUUUUCUAUUUGCCAAAUGUGUUAGUUUUUAUCACUUGUUACAUCGUUCUACGACGUAUUAAAUCAAAGGAGACUUCCUUGGAAUUGGGACAGAAUGGUAACUCAAAUGGCCAUACAAAUCCGGAUAAUGAAAUUACUAGUCUGUAAUCUGAAUAACUCAAUAAGUAUAUAUGUAUAUAUUUGUAGUAAUUUUUAAUAUGUACAUACCUUACAUACCUCAAAUAUAUAUAGCUAGAAGCGCUUUGUAAUACAAACUA
Molecule: messenger RNA, 2225 nt
Organism: Drosophila willistoni
Lineage: Eukaryota; Metazoa; Arthropoda; Insecta; Diptera; Drosophilidae
Exons: 7
Coding region: 334-2115 (593 amino acids)
Biological process (GO): transmembrane transport
Cellular component (GO): membrane
Molecular function (GO): transmembrane transporter activity
Source: RefSeq, a predicted model, not a curated record